This is a messenger RNA of Eremomyces bilateralis CBS 781.70, 1414 nucleotides long. RefSeq names its product NAD(P)-binding protein. The record is from RefSeq and is a predicted model, not a curated record. Gene Ontology annotation, molecular function: oxidoreductase activity, acting on the CH-OH group of donors, NAD or NADP as acceptor. The transcript is spliced from 3 exons. NCBI's taxonomy places the organism in Eukaryota, Fungi, Ascomycota, Dothideomycetes, Eremomycetales, Eremomycetaceae. The coding region runs from base 194 to 1270 and encodes 358 amino acids.
UUUGUGAAAUAGCCGGUUGAGUGGGCGUUGGGACUUGGCUACUUGGGAGAUUUCACAGUAUUUACCUUGUACUACGGCCUUGCUACUCUUCAUCUUCACUAAUACUCUAGCACCUUUGCUGAACUAACUUCGAUUCUGUGACCGUCUGAUUCUGCGAAACUACUUUUAUAACCCCUUGUAAACCAAAGACGAGAUGCCUAUCCGAAGCAACUGGAGCCUUGCGCGCGAGGGAAUUACCUUCGACACGGUCGUCAAUCUCAUCACGAGCACCGCCCUGAACCCUCAUCUGACUCUCCCACUCUACCUCCUGGGCAAGUAUACUGCCAAAGGACAAGAGAUCGCUGGUCAGAAUGGGAAGAUAUUCGACCGGCUGAAGAUCGCCCUUGCCAUUGGGGCGAUUCGCGCCGCCAGUUCAUGGCUUGACAAGGCUGUGCUGAACAACUUCAAGAGCGACGUUUACGACUGGAACAAGGAGGUUGUCGUCGUUACUGGUGGCAGCGAUGGCAUUGGCAAGAUUGUCACGCUCUUGCUCGCCGAGAAGGGCAUUAAAGUCGCGGUUCUUGAUAUCCAACCACUCACAUUCACCGCGCCGCGAAACGUCCACUACUUCAAUUGCGAUUUGGCCAACGCCAGCGCCAUCACGGAGACUGCGCAAGAGAUCACCGCCAAGCUCGGUGCCCCCACCGUCCUGAUCAACAACGCUGGCUUCGCCCGCAAGCAGAGCAUUGUCGAGUCCAGCCCCAAAGCUGUCGACCUUACGUUCGCCAUCAACACCGUGGCUCACUACCAUCUCGCGCGGGAAUUCCUCCCCUCCAUGAUCAAGAACAACCACGGCAUGGUCGUCACCGUCGCAUCGCUGGCUGGCCACGUCACUGCGCCGAAUAUGGUCGACUACGCCGCGUCCAAGGCCGCUGCAGUUGCGUUCCACGAGGGUCUGUCGGCGGAGAUCCCAACCCUGUACAAGGCGCCGAAGAUCAGGACUGUCCUCGUCUGCCAGGGUUACACCAAGACCCCUCUCUUCGAGGGCUUCGCCAAGGGUGACGGCUUCAUGCAAUACAUGCUGUACCCGGAGACCGUGGGAGAGGAGAUCGCCAAGGCCGUCCUCUCUGGCCGAAGCAAUUAUAUCGUUCUGCCAGCCAACAGCUGGGGAGUGGCAAUGAAACUGCGAGCCCUGCCACUUUGGCUCCAAGGCCACAUGCGCAAGGACUUGGUCAAAGUUAUGGCACAAUUCCGCGGUAGGCAAGUUGAGCAGCCAAGUGAGAAGUCGUAAGCUUGGCAGAAAAUUCGCGGAGAUUAAUCAGGGGUUUAUUAAUCGUUCGAAUGGUGCUGAAUUAGUAACAUGAGCGUUUCUAACCUUUAAGCGACCGUGGCCGUGGCAGAGGCAGCAGUUGGUGCACCUCCUUUGCCUGUGGGU